This is a messenger RNA of Drosophila virilis, 1027 nucleotides long. Its product is annotated as mitochondrial cardiolipin hydrolase. The record is from RefSeq and is a predicted model, not a curated record. Gene Ontology annotation, molecular function: RNA endonuclease activity producing 5'-phosphomonoesters, hydrolytic mechanism. Lineage: Eukaryota; Metazoa; Arthropoda; Insecta; Diptera; Drosophilidae. Gene Ontology annotation, biological process: piRNA processing. Gene Ontology annotation, cellular component: mitochondrion.
AGUCAGUUCACGGCAAAAAGGUUCACGGUCUUCGGCUGAGCCAGUUCCAGUUCGCAGCGACAGCAGUUCAAGUUACGUAGGCGCGUAAGAUAUGUUCUUUUCCAAAAAAACCCAUCCGAUUUGGUCAACGCUCAUCAUUGGCGCCGGUACCAUUGCCGCCUCCGAGGUGCUCUGGUAUUUCUACAAUUAUGUACACGACCUGCUGAAAUGGCAGCAGGCUCAGGUCCACGAAGUGCACAUGUUCAACGAGCUGGGCUUUGAGUGUUUCCAGGAGCAUCGGGCGCACAGCCAAAGGGGUAAAUUUUUCACAUGUCCAAACACGCACUGCACCCAGCGCCAUAUCGAGCGAAUUAUCGAACUGCUGGCACGUGCCAAAUUCAGCAUUGACCUGGCCAUGUAUUCAUUGAACUCGCCGGAAAUUCUGCUUGCCCUGGGCAAGGCACUGCAGCGCAAUGUGGCGAUACGCCUCAUUGUUAGCCAACCCGUGGUGACACCGAUCAAUGGCAAUAUUUUCAAUUUGAUGCGCGCCGGCCUUAAGGUCCGCAGCCAGCCAUUUGUUGGUCUCAUGCAUCACAAAUUCUGUGUGAUCGAUGGACGCACUCGGGUCGAUCACAUUUGGAGCCUGAAGCGACGCUCGUAUGAUCCACCGGCCACGUACAGCGUGGUCAUCAAUGGCUCCGUCAACUGGACACAGGGCGGCUUUGGUGCCAAUUGGGAAAAUCUGGUCAUCACCUCCCAUCAUCGGAUCGCUAGCGAAUUUCAGGCUGAAUUCGAUCGCAUGUGGGAGACAUUUGUCGGCAGCGAUUAACCAAGCGAAUGUGCUCCAAACGUGCUCCCAAGCUAUUAUAUGAAGUAUCUGCCCUUUGAUGAGCUUUUGCUUGUGCUGGCCGAAAAUUCGAUGAAUUUGUUGUGUAUAUAUUAGUAAUAGUAUUAAGUGCUUAAUUAAUAGAAUUAUGUUCAAUUCUCAUGCCAAGAAUCGGCCGAACUAAAUAAAAUACAUUGUUAUCAUCUUUUGGGUUCAUCUUAA